ACGGGAGCCGGCGCGGCCCAGGCGCGGCGGCGGCGUUUCCCGGCGUGCCCCGCGGAGAUUGUACACAAUCAUCAUGGCCGCCGCCGCCGCUGCCGCCGCCGAUGGUGCCGAGGAGCCGGGCAUGGAGGCGGAGGCGCAGCAGCUGCCCCUGGGCUGCGGCGGAGGGGGCGGCUCGCCGGCGGCGGGGAGGUCUCCGGAGGGCGAGGAGCGCCGGGAGCCCCUGCAGGCGUCUGUCAGCAACGGCGGCGACGCGGAGAGCGGCAGGGAGCUGGUGGAGCUGAAGGUGAUCUGGAACAAGAACAAGUACGACGUGAAGUUCUGCCUGGACAGCACGGGGGCCGAGCUGAAGCAGAAGAUCCACUCGCUCACAGGCCUCCCGCCGGCCAUGCAGAAAGUUAUGUUCAAGGGACUUCUGCCAGAGGAGAAAACGUUGCGGGAAAUCAAAGUAACGAACGGAGCGAAAAUAAUGGUUGUGGGCUCCACUAUCAACGAUGUGUUAGCAGUAAAUACACCCAAAGAAGCUGCUCAACAGGAGGUCAAAGCUGAGGAAAACAAAAAGGAGCCACUUUGCAGACAAAAGCAACACAGAAAAGUAUUGGAUAAAGGAAAACCUGACGAUGUGAUGCCUUCUGUCAAAGGUGUGCAGGAGCGCCUGCCGACGGUGCCGCUGUCCGGCAUGUACAACAAGUCAGGGGGGAAAGUCAGAUUGACCUUUAAACUCGAGCAAGACCAGCUGUGGAUUGGUACAAAAGAGAGAACAGAAAAAUUACCCAUGGGGUCCAUUAAAAAUGUGGUGAGUGAACCUAUUGAAGGCCAUGAGGAUUAUCACAUGAUGGCAUUUCAGCUGGGCCCAACAGAAGCAUCUUACUACUGGGUCUAUUGGGUCCCCACUCAGUAUGUCGAUGCAAUCAAAGACACGGUGCUUGGGAAGUGGCAGUAUUUUUGAAAGCACGCUCACCUCUGGCACAGGAAAAUGACACAAAUCUAAGGACACUGCUGGGAGAGGCCUCCAACAUCCCUGGAUGUGACAGUCCUGGAACUUAUUGAUAAAACAUGCUAAACGAGGCACGGAUGGAAGCCAGAGGUGAUGUUCUUUCACCAUUAGUUUACUUUUAACUUAAAAGAUUUCACCAUCCCUUUUCUGCAGUCAGCUUCAACCAUAUUUAAAGCAAAUACAAUGGAAAUCAAUAAAUCUUAAUUCACAAAA
Chiroxiphia lanceolata (lance-tailed manakin) is the source of this 1207-nucleotide messenger RNA. RefSeq names its product ubiquitin family domain containing 1 (gene UBFD1). Gene Ontology annotation, molecular function: RNA binding; cadherin binding. The transcript is spliced from 7 exons. The record is from RefSeq and is a predicted model, not a curated record. Bases 74 to 946 code for a protein of 290 amino acids. Lineage: Eukaryota; Metazoa; Chordata; Aves; Passeriformes; Pipridae.